This is a messenger RNA of Momordica charantia (bitter melon), 1756 nucleotides long. RefSeq names its product transcription factor TCP7-like. Gene Ontology annotation, cellular component: nucleus. Gene Ontology annotation, biological process: regulation of circadian rhythm. The record is from RefSeq and is a predicted model, not a curated record. Lineage: Eukaryota; Viridiplantae; Streptophyta; Magnoliopsida; Cucurbitales; Cucurbitaceae. Gene Ontology annotation, molecular function: DNA-binding transcription factor activity; sequence-specific DNA binding.
CACUCCCUCAAAACCCCAAUUCAGCAAAAUUCCCCCUCAAUCCCCAUUCUCCAUUCACAAAUUUCUCUUCGAUCUUCUCCGAUCCUCAAUCCGCCAUGUCUGCUACUGAAUCCCCUAACAAUGGCUCCAUAAUCGACCGCCACAACCACCACCAGCAGCAGCCGCAGCAGCAGGCGGCUGUUAAUGGCGUUCUUGCUGUCAAGAAACCGCCCUCCAAGGACCGCCAUAGCAAGGUCGACGGCCGCGGCCGCCGGAUUCGGAUGCCGAUCAUUUGCGCCGCUCGUGUUUUCCAGCUCACCCGUGAGUUGGGCCACAAAUCCGACGGCCAGACCAUCGAGUGGCUCCUCCGCCAAGCCGAGCCCUCCAUCAUCGCCGCCACCGGCACCGGCACCACUCCGGCCAGCUUCUCCACUAUCUCUGGAUCUCUCCGGGGAGUUGUUGGCUGCUCCACCUCCCUCUCUUCCUCUUCCUCUCUUGACCAUAAGCCCCUUUUGGCUCCCGCGCCGUUUAUUCUCGGGAAGCGCGUCCGGACCGAUGAUGACGGUGGGAGUAAAGACGACGGCGGCGGAGGAGGAGGCAUUUCGGUGGGUCCGACUGUCGGUUCGAUUAUGGGCCCUGCGGCGGCGGGUGGGUACUGGGCGAUUCCGGCCAGGCCAGAUUUUGGGCAGGUUUGGAGCUUCGCUGCGGCGGCGGCUGCUGCGGCGCCGGAAAUGGUGCUUCAGCCGGCGGCGGUUUCUCAUCAGGCGUCGCUGUUUGUUCAGCAGCAGUCGAUCGGCGAGGCGUCGGCGGCGAAAGUCGGGAAUUACCUUCCGGGGCAUCUGAAUUUGCUGGCUUCUUUAUCGGGCCCCGGAAGUUCUGGCCGGAGAGACGAACCCCGUUGAUUUCGUAAACCCGCCGCUAUCGACGGCGGCAAGCGGCGGCGGCGGUGGUUGUAAUUCUGUCCUGGGUGUUCAUAGAAAUAUAUAAUUAACUACCCCUUUUAUUUCUCUCUAUCGUUUUACUCUUUUUUCUCGUGUGGAGCUUAGAAUUUUAGGGAUUUAGGCAAUUGAAUUCUUAGCUCGGAAUGAGUGAAUUUUAGGGUUUUCUUUCUCUUCCCUUCAAGGAUUGAUUAGGGUUUUUUAAGCUUCAAAUUAUUCGGGAUUUUGAGGUCUUACAUCGCCAGAGGAAAAAAAAAAAGUGUGGCUCUGUUUUUUUUUCUUUCCAGAUUUGGCUAUAUAAUUGGCAAGAACUGCCUUAAUUUGGGUAAUUUAAGUGCUCAUUCGAUCGAACCCAGUAAAGUUCUUUCUCCAUUUCAACAGAAAUCCAUGGCGGAAAUGAGCUCAAACUUCUCCUGCUGGCUUUUCUGGUAGUUACGCCUUUUUUUCAAAAAAUUUCUUGGAGAAUUCUGCUGGCUCGUGGGUUUCGUCUGUUCUACUUUCCCGGAAAAGAAAAUUAGUGUUUGGCAGUGGCUUCAAUGGAGGAAAAAGAGUGUCUGUGUUUGAUCCGCCAUUGAUGGGUUUGCUGAAGCUUCUGGUUCUUCCUCUCCGUAAGGCCUCUGUUUUUUGAGAUUUUGCUUUAACCUUUUUUUCCCCUUCCUCUUCUCUCUGUCUCUCUGCAGUCUGUAAUUUUCUUUCUUAUCCAAUUGGCUUUAGAUUCAUCAGCGUGAGAAUAAUUAAUGGUGUUUUUAUUUUAUUUUUUCUUCCUCUGUGGAACUGUUUUUCUGGGUGCUAUUACUAAUUAAUUACUGUGAAUAAAAAAAAACAUCCAUUUUCUCUGA